Molecule: messenger RNA, 561 nt
Organism: Cotesia congregata
Lineage: Eukaryota; Metazoa; Arthropoda; Insecta; Hymenoptera; Braconidae
Source: the annotation of a GenBank genome assembly
AUGCCGCAAAAUCUGCAGAGUAAAACGAGAGUAGCCAUGCAUGAUAUAAAGGAAAAGAAGAAUGUUGCUUGUGUAUCGACGUCAGUGGCGUUUACAACGGAGAUAAAUGUUGGAUCACAAUCCAACGACACUGUAGAAAUCACCAUCGAAGAUCCUUGCGAUCUUGAAAACGUAAACAAGCGCGUUAUUUGUAAACUUGCGACAACCCAGACUUUUGCAAGUCAUGCCUUUAUUACACCACUUGCAAGCACUUUGACAACCAAAUCGAAAUUGGAGGAAACGUUAUUCCGAAAAAUAAAGAGGUUGAAGGAUACUGUGUCGCGUUUAAAGACAUGUAAUCAGGCUGCAACGAGUAUUAUCAAGGUAAAUUGGGCGAUGAUAAAAGCCUCGUAUAUCAAAGAUAAUAAUCUCAAUCCAAAUGCCUAUACAUAUCGCAGGUUCUGCCUCUGUAAACGACCUGGAUUUAUUGGAUUUAUUGGUAACGUGACCCUGUUCGGGAGCUGUGAGCAUUCCUUUAUAUCUACGACGGAGACGUCGUCAACAUCAACGUUCCCUAUAUGA